Molecule: messenger RNA, 835 nt
Organism: Neocloeon triangulifer
Lineage: Eukaryota; Metazoa; Arthropoda; Insecta; Ephemeroptera; Baetidae
Product: enhancer of split mgamma protein-like
Exons: 3
Coding region: 47-493 (148 amino acids)
Biological process (GO): anterior/posterior pattern specification; regulation of neurogenesis; regulation of transcription by RNA polymerase II
Cellular component (GO): nucleus
Molecular function (GO): protein dimerization activity; DNA-binding transcription factor activity, RNA polymerase II-specific; RNA polymerase II cis-regulatory region sequence-specific DNA binding
Source: RefSeq, a predicted model, not a curated record
GCCGAUCGGAGGCCGCCUCGACCGACGGCACCGCAGUCGGCCCACCAUGCUGGCCCCGCAAGGACCCCACGACCUGCACGCGCCCAUCUCCAGGACGCAGCGAUACAAAAAGAUCACAAAGCCUCUUCUUGAGCGUCAACGCCGUGCGCGAAUCAACCGCUGUCUGGACGAACUGAAAGAGCUGGUGGUGUCCGCCCUGCAGACCGAAGGCGAAAAUGUCUCCAAACUGGAAAAAGCGGACAUCCUUGAACUGACCGUCCGCCACCUUCACCGCCUCCAACAAGACGCGCCCGCAGAGGAGCCGGUUGAAGGUCGCUUCGAGGCUGGAUUCAGCCAGUGCGCCUCUGAAGCCUGCCACUUCCUGCUCAGCUUGCCAGGACUUGACCCUCAGGUUUCACGUCGAAUUGUGGACCACCUUGGGCAGUGCGCGGACGGCCUGCGUCAACCUGUGGCUCAGCAGCCAGAGCAGCAGCAAAUGUGGCGGCCAUGGUGAGGCCGUAUUUGCAGCGGCGCCUCUUUUUCUCCUCAUUGAUCUCGUCAUGGGAAGCGAGCAGCGACUCACGUCCGUCCGCGGCCGCCUAACGAGCAGCCCCGAUUGAUUUCUUGCUUCUCCCCAUCGCCGGCCGCAAGUCUGCGGUUUCCCUCGUCCAUGUUGACACAGAGCUUCAUUAUAUAUAAGAUUUUUUUCUCAUUCCACUUUUCUGAUGUUCGCCGCACUUCUCUCAUUGUAUAAGAAGGAAAAAAUAAAUUAAGGAAAUGAAUGUAUUGUACAUAAACUAAUUUGUAGGAAAUAAAUAAAGAGUGAUAUUGAUAUUUUUAUAUUCGAUUCAAUUUA